Messenger RNA from Colletotrichum phormii, 489 nucleotides. RefSeq lists its product as uncharacterized. The transcript has 2 exons. The record is from RefSeq and is a predicted model, not a curated record. Bases 1 to 489 code for a protein of 162 amino acids. NCBI's taxonomy places the organism in Eukaryota, Fungi, Ascomycota, Sordariomycetes, Glomerellales, Glomerellaceae.
AUGCCAAUCGAGGAACUUUUCCGGCGUGGGCAAUGCUUCAGCUCCGUUGGCCCGAGACCUGCUCCUGCAGGGCUUCCGGCAAUUGAAAUCAACAUUACAGGCAUCGUCAACCAAGUGCGGGAUAUCCAGGAUCUACCGUGGACCGACGGACGCGGCGCACCCGGCCAUCGGUGGCGCUGGCGAGCUGCUGGCACCUCUCAGGGACUUCCUAUCCUACAAGUCCAGUUGUAUGGUUACAUUGGAGCUCACGUGGAGCUUCAUGCCACGGCUCUUCGUGACGGUAACCGGCCUGCAAUUCUGGUGACCCCUAACGGGAAUAUCAACGGUGGUGCUGCGCAGGGCUGGGGCGAGCCUCUCUGCCUCUCCUUGCUCACGAACUUUGACCGAAACGACAUCACCUAUGUGCUUCAUAUUGUACUUGCUGCCGCCGAGCUAGAAGAUGUUGCCUUGCAACGCUACCCUUGGUCAAAGAAGAAGUCUUAUGACUAG